AUAGUAAUAUUUCAAUGGAACCCAGUAAAUAUUUAUGUUUUUUUGUAAACUUCUUUAUAGUUCAUAUUUCUUUUAAAUAUUCUAUAUUAUAUAUGAGUCAUUUUAAAUCAUAUUUUCAGAUCACUGCUAUCAAAUCAAUAGUAGUUUCUUUUUCUGAUAAUAUUAGGUUCAUGUAUUUUUUGGACUGGAUGUUGGAGCCCCUUUAGACAUCCCUAUUAAUUAAUUAAUUUAUGUUUUAAAAAUCACAUCAUUAUUUAUCAGCAUUAACAUGUCUGUUUAAUAUAUUUUUAUUUCAGUUUUUGUUGCAAUAUGAGUGUAUAUAUUGUUUCUAAAACACUUUCAUUAUAUAUUCCAUAUCCCUUAGAACAUUUUGUUGUUUUUUUUGCAGAAUCUAUCAUUUCAAUGCCUUCUCCCUCACUCACUCCCUGCCAUUUAAGUAUAAUCGACACAUUCCCAUGGAUGGAUGAGUUCAUUAAGCUUUGUCAUGAAGAUAUGAUCAAAGCAAAUAUAAGAAGCCUUGAAAAGUUAAUGAACUUUUAUCAUAUAAAUGUUAUCGAAUCUGUUAAGGAAUGUUAUUCUGAACCAAACAGAGUUACAAAACUUAAAAGGUCCAUGUCAGAAGUACUGAUAUUUUUUUACCUUUCAUACUCUGAAUUGAAACUGCCCUUAAACUCUUCCACCUUUCAAGCCCAAAUGUCUGAUCUUAUGGCCUUGUAUUUGGAUAUGGAAAUUGUGGCAUCUAGAUCUGGCACAGAAAGUUUGCAAAAUAUAGCGAGUAAGAUUACAUCUUGUUUGUUUAUUUAUUUUGGUUGUUCUCAUGCUCACAUCCUUGAUACUAUUCUCAAAUCAAAAAUGAUCAAUAGGGACUCUUGGGAGCUCAGUGAUCUAAUAUUUAGGAGAGUGUUGAGGGAUUCUCCUGGUUCAUCUGUUGAUAUGAUUACAUACAUGAGACAUCUGCUUGCUUUCAAACUGUGGAAAGGAAUAAUGGAUAGUGUUGAAGAAAGAAAAAAGAUACAGUUAAUGGCAGAACAUCAACUGAUACCACCCUCUGAUUUGAAGGAAAAGCUUUCCUGGAGCAGUGUGUUUAGAGAUAUAUUUCCAAUAAUUUCUGAAUCUGAGACCAAUAUUACACGAUUUGUCUUAGACUCUAAAUUUACCAUCAGGGAUAAAAUUGAGAUGUUUUUGAAAGCAGUUGCUGAUCCAAAACUACCAUGUGCUCCAGAUAGAGAUAGCGAAAGUUUGGCUUCUACUAAUCAUUCCUAUAUUCCUGAUGGAAAGGAUGAUGAACACAAUUGGUUAAUGGAUGAUUGGUCUAAAAUAAAUGCAGAAAGUGAUACUGAAGAUAGCCUACUAUCAAAUAAAAUUAAUGAUGGUUUUGAUAAUGAAAACCUAUCGAAUCCUACAGUGAGAUCUAUUAGUAAAAAUGAACUAGAAAAGAAAUGGAUGCCUGUUGAAAUGGCUUUUGAAGGCAUUGGUAAAGAUGAAACUAGUUUCAAAACUGUAGAAAUUGAAAACAUAUUUAAAAAAGAUCAGAUCUAUCAAGAUAACAGUUUCUGGGAAGGUGGCAUAAUGGAUGUGGCCACUGAAGUUGAACUUCCAUCAAGUCCAUUAAAUGUUACUGACAUUCCCUGUACUAAACUUGAGCCAUACUCAUCGCAGUUAAAAGAGAAUGUUGUUAACCCAUGUGAUAUAUCUAACACCCAUCCUCACGAAAACUAUAAUGACUUUGAUUUAAAAUCAGAAUUUAUUGUAGAAAAUACUCCAGGGCAAGCUAUGAUUUUCAAUUUACAAAAUAAUCCUCAAUUUUAUCUUAACAAAGAACAGAUAUUUGAUGCUUCUUCAAAUGUUGAAGACCACUGUUCAACUCACGGAUUUGGUCUCAUUAAUUCUGAACAAAUCAUAACUGAUUCUAAAUCAAUUGAGACUCCAAGAGCAAAAAGUAUUGUAAAUAAAAAAUAUUUUCCAGUUACCAUAAAUAUUCCUUUUGAAAAACAUAUUAGUGGGACACUAUGUGAAGAACAAAAUGAAGAAGUAUCUUCUGAAGAACAUAAUGAAGAAUUAUCUUCAGAAGAACAUAAUGAAGAAUUAUCUUCAGAAGAACAUAAUGAAGAAUUAUCUUCAGAAGAACAUAAUGAAGAAUCAUCUUCAGAAGAAAUUAAUCAAGAUUUAUGUAUAGAAGAAGAUAAUGAAGAUUUAUCUUUAGAAGAAUUUACUGAAGAAUUGUCUUUAGAAGAAUUCAACAAGGAAGAGGUGGAUUUGAGAGAAUUCAAUGAAGAUUGUAUCAACCAAAGAUCUUCAGAAGAAUUUGAUGGAAAAAGGCAUUUUGAAGAACAUGUUACUGAAAAAACUAUAGAAUCAAGUAAUGUGGAAAUACCUUCAGAACAAAGUGAAGAAACUCCACCAGAAAAAAGAGGCAUUGUUCAUGAUUUCACUUUGAAAAAUGAUAAUAAAAUCUAUAAAUUUCAUGUAAAAUUAUCAUCAUAUUGGGAAAAACUAAAUAGACGUACAUGGAUCAGUCUUCUCUUUCCUCUGUUUUCUGAACAAGAUAUUAAGACACCUAGGUGUAACUGUUUUAUAUGCACACAAAAUUAUAAUACAAUUAUGAAAAAUUGGAAGUCUGCAGUGACUAAUUUAUCUCGUCUUCCUAGGGAUGUCUAUGAUACUGAGAUAUUUUCUGGUAAUUUUGAGAAUAGCAUUCUAAAAGAUAUGAAAGAAUUGUUAGAAACUGAUGGACUUAAAUUAUUGGUUUGGGAACCUGAAAUGGACGAGGUUUAUACCAAAAUUGAAGAACUCAUCAAAGAGGAAAAUAUGCAUUCUAAUCUUCCCCUUAAGAAGAGGAAAGCAUUCUCAUUCAAAACGUAUAUUAAAGAUGAAGAAAAAGAAGUGUCAUAUCCCAAUAUUCCAAUGAUCAGUAUUGCCGAGGUAGAAUUGGCCAAAGAGAAAUAUAUAUUCAGUACUAUGAACAUGAAUCUUCCUUCAACAUGCAAUGCUAUCCCGCCCCCAUUAAACUACAUGCCUGAUUACCUCUCCCAUCCUGAUUACCCUUACCCAACUGAUAUUGAAUGUGAUGAUGUAAUGCUUCAGUCCAACAUGACAAAUAUUUCUACAGAUCUGAAUCCAGUUCUGGAUGCAUUUACUACCACAUUCAUUCCCGAACCUCAAGAACAAAAUAGACCCAAGUUUAAAACUCCUGCACAGCUCAAAGAGUUCCAGCACCUUAGUGCAGCAGAAGCUCUAAUUAAUUUUUCAUUAACAUCGCGGUCAUACUCUAAUGAAAAUCAAGAACCUGGAAGAGAGAAUGAAAGUGAAAAAAGAAAGCUUGAGCAAAAAACCAAAUCAUACAGAAAAAGGAAACGAAUUAUUUAA
Messenger RNA from Nezara viridula (southern green stink bug), 3366 nucleotides. The record is from the annotation of a GenBank genome assembly. NCBI's taxonomy places the organism in Eukaryota, Metazoa, Arthropoda, Insecta, Hemiptera, Pentatomidae.